AUGCCGGAGUCACAGCACGGUGUUCACGAAGCUAGGCUAACAGCCGGGAAAGUGUCUGUCGAGAAUCGUCUGAAGGAUCAAGGUACCUGGAGACAAGCCCCUCUGCUUCUAGGCUCCACCAAGUUCGAGCCUCUGCCCGAUGUUCACAAUAUCAUGAUCACUGGUGGCGCGGGAUUUAUUGCCUGCUGGCUUGUCCGUCACCUAACAGUCACGUAUCCACAAUCCUACAAGAUCGUAUCUUUCGAUAAGCUGGAUUACUGCGCCUCGCUCAACAACACGCGCAUGCUCAACGACAAAUCAAAUUUCGAGUUUUACCACGGUGACAUCACGGAUCCAGAAGACGUCAAGGGAUGUAUUAAAAAGCACAAUAUCGACACCAUCUUCCAUUUCGCCGCACAAUCUCACGUCGAUUUGUCGUUCGGAAAUUCUUACCAAUUCACCGAUACUAAUGUAUACGGUACCCACGUUCUUCUAGAAUGUGCCAAGAACCUUGGGAUUAAGAAGUUUGUGCAUAUCUCCACUGAUGAGGUUUAUGGAGAAGUCGAGGAGGAUGGAGAUGAUUUGCUCGAAACGAGCAUCUUGGCUCCUACUAAUCCUUAUGCUGCAUCCAAGGCUGCAGCUGAGAUGUUGGUGAAUGCCUACUAUAAGAGCUUCAAGCUUCCUGUUAUCAUUGUUAGAAGUAACAAUGUGUACGGGCCACACCAGUUCCCAGAGAAGGUCAUCCCGAAAUUCUCCUGCCUCCUAAACCGCGGAGGAAAGCUCCUCCUCCACGGUGACGGCAAGCACACCCGUCGAUAUCUCUUCGCGGGCGACGCAGCAGACGCCUUCGACACAAUCCUCCACAAGGGACAAAUCGGCCAAAUCUACAAUGUCGGUUCUUACGAUGAAAUCAGCAACAUCGAGCUCUGCCAACGUUUGAUCAAGGAAUUUGGUCACCCGGCCGAGAAGUAUGACGACAUUGUUGAACACGUUAUCGAUCGUCCAUUCAACGAUAGACGUUAUGCUGUGGAUGGAACGAAGCUUAGGAACCUUGGAUGGGACCAGAAGACGAAGUUUGAGGAUGGAUUGAAGUUGACGGUUGAGUGGUAUAGAACUUUCGGAGAGGAAUGGUGGGGUGAUAUUUCGAAUGUUAUUGGGGUUGCUUUCCCGGUUGUUGAUCAUGAGCUCAAUGAGGUUGUGCCCACUGAGAAGACUGCUUAA
Orbilia oligospora ATCC 24927 is the source of this 1200-nucleotide messenger RNA. RefSeq lists its product as uncharacterized. Gene Ontology annotation, molecular function: dTDP-glucose 4,6-dehydratase activity. The coding region runs from base 1 to 1200 and encodes 399 amino acids. NCBI's taxonomy places the organism in Eukaryota, Fungi, Ascomycota, Orbiliomycetes, Orbiliales, Orbiliaceae. Gene Ontology annotation, biological process: nucleotide-sugar metabolic process. The record is from RefSeq and is a predicted model, not a curated record. The transcript is spliced from 3 exons.